Messenger RNA from Mycena citricolor, 456 nucleotides. NCBI's taxonomy places the organism in Eukaryota, Fungi, Basidiomycota, Agaricomycetes, Agaricales, Mycenaceae. The record is from the annotation of a GenBank genome assembly.
CGGCACUGAGGGCCAUUUCUUCAAGUUGACGUGUCGCCGUGUACCGCUGGUAGUGCGAAACAGUUUCCACACUUGCCGGAUCGAUGUGCGAUCAGAAACCGUAGACACAGGCCUCGGAGACGUACUUCCCUGAUUCUGCAUUGAGGCGAAAGUCGAGGGGAACAAUGGAUAUACCUGGCGAGGAAACAGGUCAGGUUUCAUGCAUCGUUCGACGCUGAAUGCGAUCAGAGGCGCACCGCUGACUUGAUGGCGGAACCUGGAGUCGCGCUGCGCACCAGAACCGGGUUCGACUGCAUUGUACUCGACUACGGUAGAUGGAGUUGAUCCGGAGAAGAUGGGUGUAUCCAGCUCCCGGUAGAAUCCGCGAAGGAGCUCGUACUCUUGAAAUGCGGUUCGCUCAGCGUCGCACCAUUCUUCGCACGCCUCCGAGAAUCGCGUCUUGAUUGGCUAGCGGCG